CUCCUGGCACUCAGAUGCACAUCACCGAUCACAGUUUGCUCAGAGACUCAGAGAAAGCAGAAUUCACCAUGGACAGAGUCUGGAUGAGGAUGAUGAUGCUGCUGCUGCUUUUCAGUAGUUUAUUCAUGUCUAGCCUAACUUUUGACAUCCAGUCAGUAAAAGUGAUCCCCAAACGAGCCAUCUCCGGUGUGUUUGAGGCUUCCAUCGGAAACACAUAUGCCUUGAGUGCAUCAGCAGCCAGAGAUCUUUGUGAGCGUCUAGGUUUGAUUAUUGCAAGCAAAGCACAGGUAGCAGAGGCCCAGAAGCACGGUCUGGAGACAUGCAGGUUCGGGUGGGUAGAUGAGCAAAUAGUAGUUGUUCCCCGAGUUCAGGUCAAAUCGAACUGUGGCAAUGGCAGGACUGGGGUUGUCGUGUGGCGUGCAGACCCCACUAAACAGUUUGAUGUCUUCUGCUUCAAUUCAACAGAUUUUGAGGCACAAAACCAAGCUUCCAUGGCCGCACACAAAAGGACAAAAAAAAAGCCAACCACAACACAUUCAUCUGUUUUUCCCACUGCUCAAACUGGAGUUCAUCUGAGGAAAAGCCCAUCUUCUAAACACACUUCCCCAUCAUCUUCCUCUGUUCCUUUCUCUUCAUCUUCUCUCAGUCCCUGGGUUAACGGCAUUGAUGAUGAAGGGAAGCAUCAGCCCACGAGUGGAACCCAGAUUGAGGCUAUUCCAGCUGCCUUACUGAUCACAGUCACCUUCACAGUCAUGCUUGCUGUCUUUCUAGCACUUUAUUAUGUCAGAACGAACAGACCCUGCAGGACGCAGUGUGACAGCGAGCAGCAGAAGGAGUACAUCGAGACGGAGGUUUGGGAGCACAGUGGUGAGAAAGACCUGCAGAAACCACAGGAGGAGCAUGUGGAGGAGAAGAAGGAAGAAAACAACAACAGCAGUUCUGCAGAAAAGGAGUGACAUUUCUCUAUUUGUCAAGACAUCUUGGGAUGACUGAGACUAGUGUUUCUGUGUCACAAUGUUGUAGUUUUGUAAUGAAGUACAAAAUGACACAGAUGAGUUUAUUUAUAUGGAAGCUGGCUUUUUAUCAUGUCUUUUUUAUAAUUAUUUUAUUACAUUAAAUAUUUGACUGAUUUUGC
Molecule: messenger RNA, 1135 nt
Organism: Carassius auratus (goldfish)
Lineage: Eukaryota; Metazoa; Chordata; Actinopteri; Cypriniformes; Cyprinidae
Gene: lyve1a
Product: lymphatic vessel endothelial hyaluronic receptor 1a
Exons: 6
Coding region: 15-956 (313 amino acids)
Biological process (GO): cell adhesion
Cellular component (GO): plasma membrane
Molecular function (GO): transmembrane signaling receptor activity; hyaluronic acid binding
Source: RefSeq, a predicted model, not a curated record